Molecule: messenger RNA, 909 nt
Organism: Penicillium bovifimosum
Lineage: Eukaryota; Fungi; Ascomycota; Eurotiomycetes; Eurotiales; Aspergillaceae
Product: pyrroline-5-carboxylate reductase family protein
Exons: 2
Coding region: 1-909 (302 amino acids)
Biological process (GO): L-proline biosynthetic process
Molecular function (GO): pyrroline-5-carboxylate reductase activity
Source: RefSeq, a predicted model, not a curated record
AUGGCCGAGAUUGAGAACGCAACCCUCUGCAUCCUUGGAUGUGGAAACCUGGGCAUCGCCAUCCUAGACGGUCUAGCCAACGCACCAGCAAAAAAGCCCAACCAUCGCGUAUUCAACAGUGUCAUCGCCUGCGUGCGCAGUGAAAGCUCAGCAAACCGAAUAACCACCCGCUUCGGCACAGAGGGCAACAUAGGCGUAGUCCGUAACAACAACGUCGAAGCCGUCCAAUACGCAGAUGUCAUAAUCCUAGGCCCCGACCCGGCCGAUAUAGAAUCCGUCCUACGCCAACCAGGUCUACGCGAAGCACUAUCCGGAAAACUCCUCAUCAGCAUCGCAGCGGGCUGGACAAGACAGAAGCUCGAAACCACACUCUACGGCAGUCCCACAACAGCCAACAACGUCGCCGGCCGGGCCUGGGUCGUGCGCACACUGCCCAAUAUUGCGGCACAGGUUUCCCAGUCAUUGACGGCAAUCGAGACCUCCGAGCUUGCGUUGCCGGGAAAGUAUCUAGAGGUCACGACGUGGAUUUUUGAGCAGAUUGGGAAGGUUGUGCAUGUUGAGCCGAGACUGAUGAAUGCGACUACGGCUGUUGGGGGCUCGACGCCGGCUUUCUUUGCUGUUAUUUGUGAUGCGAUGAUUGAUGCUGCGGUGGCGGUUGGGCUGCCGAGGGAUUUGGCGCAUACUAUGAUUUUUCAGUCGAUGCAGGGGACUGCGACGAUGUUGCAGAGUGGGGUUCAUCCGGCGCUGCUGAAGGAUCAGGGGACUUCGCCGGAGGGAUGUACGAUUGGCGGCUUGAUGGUUAUGGAGGAGGCUGGUGUGCGGGGUCAUGUUGGGCGGGCGUUGAGGGAGGCGGUUACUUUGGCGCGGUUGAUGGAGACGACGGAGCAUGUUAAUGAUACCAGGCAUUGA